This is a messenger RNA of Prorocentrum cordatum, 1076 nucleotides long. Lineage: Eukaryota; Dinophyceae; Prorocentrales; Prorocentraceae. The record is from the annotation of a GenBank genome assembly.
AGGAGAAGCAAGGCGAGCCCCUUAGACGCAGUGCUCGCCGAUGAAUGGAUGGCUGCGCGUGGUGCUGCUGGUCCAAGCCGUGGUGAUCACCGCGGGAAGGGGCCGAUACGUUCUAAGAAGCCCCCUGCCUUCUCCGAAGGACGUUCCCCUCGCCAAGGGUCCCUCUCUAAGCCCGCCGCCGAGAGGUGGCCGCGCGCCCAUCGUGUUUUGCCACGGGCUCGGCAUCGGAGUUCUGGCGUACGUCGAUUUCGUGCUCGAGCUGGGCUCGUCCGGCUCGGAGAUGUUCCUUCUGGACAUGAAGCACAUCUCCCUGAGGCAGAACGUUGACAUCCCCUCGUCGCGCGAGACCGUGGCCUGCGUCGUCGACAUGCUCGCCGCCUGGGGGCACAGCGAGGCGCACUUCGUCGGUCACUCCUUCGGGACCGUGGUCGUCUCGUGGAUACUCCGGAACUCGCGGGUCGCUCUGUCUGUCUCCCUGCUUGACCCGAUCUGCUUCUUGCUCUUCAAGCAUGACAUCGUCACCAACGCCCUAGGAGCACGUGGACCCCCUCCAGGUCGUGCUCACGUACCUGGUCUUCCGGGAGCUGGGCGUGGCCUACACCCUCCAGCGGAACUUCUUCUGGCAGCAGUGCGACCUGCCCCCCGAGGACGUCCACUGCCCCGCGCUCGUUCUCCUAUCGGGCAGGGACGAGAUCGUACCCGCGACCACAAUAAAGGUCGGCUCUCCGCGGAGCGGCGGCGGCGCAGGGAGCUGCUGCGGGCGGAGGCCUUGGCGCACAAGGCGCUCGGGAGGGAGAGAGGCCCUGGGCGAUGACGAACGCCGCCUCCUGCGUGGACCUGCACGGCUCCCACGGGCAGCGCGAGUCCGAGGUGCGCGCGGCGAGGGCACCCCUGGAGCUGCUCUGGCAGCCCGACCUCGUGCAUUGCGAGUUUGCCGUGCGGGCUGGCGUGCGUGCGCAGGUGGUGGAGGCGGUGCGCCAGCUGUGCCGAUCGGCAGAGGCCCGGGAGCACUUGAAGGCGCAGCCCCCCGGGUAGCCGGGGGCUUCCCCGCCGGCCGCGGCGCCGGCGCCGGCGCG